Messenger RNA from Lasiosphaeria miniovina, 1469 nucleotides. RefSeq lists its product as uncharacterized. Bases 150 to 1256 code for a protein of 368 amino acids. The transcript is spliced from 3 exons. The record is from RefSeq and is a predicted model, not a curated record. NCBI's taxonomy places the organism in Eukaryota, Fungi, Ascomycota, Sordariomycetes, Sordariales, Lasiosphaeriaceae.
CCUGCUCUGUUUAAAAAUCGGUCGGAUCGGCAGCUCCACUCCUUCGCCGUUUUAUCAUCCAUUCCCUUUCCGCAUUGCACUUUAAAUACUUGCCUACCUUAUCUUAUCGUCUGGAGCGUGAUUAGGAGUUGCAUCCAUCACCCGCAGCAAUGUCUCCCAAACGUUCCUCCCCAUCCGGCUCGAGCGCAGCCAGAAGGUCGCGUUCCUCCACCAAGGGCACCGCCUCCGAGCCCGAGGCCGCCGAGGUCGCCAGAGACAGGCGCUGGGCCAAGGUUUCUGGCUCCGCGAACAUCCAUGCCUCGUACUAUAUGAUGACCCAGAACCCCCUCAAUGCCUACACGUACGUCAUCAUGUGUGGGGUUCCUUUCGACGCUGGUGGCCCCCACGGCAAAGUCCGCUGCGAUGGUCGAAAAAAGUGCCUCUACGGCAAGCUGGCCGCCGACCAUCCCGAACAACCCUGGAAGGUCACCCGCGCCGGCAAAUGGAGGUUCUUCGACUCCUGCACGCAUUGCGAUCUCCGCAACCCUGACGCCUUCGAGGCCUCUACCUUCAACGACCACGAGGGCUACGGCGUCAUCGAGAUGUUCAAGAAUCUUUUCCUCGACUUCGAGGCGGCCGCUGGGAACUACAAGGAGCAGAUCGAUGACGGUAACCUAGCCGAUGCGACGUUCCAACUUCUCAGCCGCAUGUUGAUGUCGACGCUGGCACACCUUGAGCGCGAGGGGCUGCUUGCCAAGGAUUCGGAGAUUCUCAACCUAGGGACCGUGAUGGGGCUGUUCAUGAUGGUGGCCAGCGACAUGCGGGACAACGACCUCUUGGAGAGCUCCAAGGCCGAGGCACUUGGCCCAGCCAAGGACAAGAAGAGCUGGGUGCCGUCCGCGUUCGACAACCAGAUCCUCGCCUACGCGCGCAAGUACGACAUCGCGCUGGCCGGCCCCGCCAACAUGGCCAAAUACAUCGCCGAGGCCAAGGCCAACGUCGACCUGCCGGUGCCUGCCUCCAACACGGGCCCCGCCGCCGACCCCUUCAGCUUUGCCAAGGCCCUCAAGGCGUACAAGACACUCGGGAAUCCUGCCGCGUUCAUAUUGCAAAUGCGCAGAGCGGAGAAGUGCAAAUCCAAGAUUGGCGGUGACGUCUCCGACUUCACCUCGUGGAAGUCGGCCGAGCGCGCCAAGGUUGCCUUCCGGAAAAAGGACCCUCUGGGCCGGGAAGAGAUUGCCGCUGUUGCUCGCGGCGAUAUCAUGUCGAUCCGGUGAGGUUGAGAUUUGCUUCCGGGUGGUGUGCGGUACCUGUCCUGUAUAAUAUUUUUGGUUCAUGUUGGCUGUUUUAGAUGUAUGAUGCGUAAUCAGAACGUGCUGGUAGAGCUAGAUAUCCGCCCCACUAGCUGUCGAAUGGACAUUGCUUGUUCCGGUUUGCCUCGAACGGUUGGGAGACUUCCUUCAACGAGCCGUCACACUGCACAAUAUCAG